UGUUAUUAUUAUCACUUGAUGCCGGUCACUGUCUUUGGCCUCCCUGAUAGCGCCCACCGUGAAGAAAAUACCUGUUGGUGACGUCACCAGGUGAAGUUAAGUGCAGUAUACGGCAAACAACGUACGGACAACAAGCGAGAAUGGUCGCAAAAACGCGAGUUAGAAUUUGCAGUGAAUAAAACAUUAUAAGUACCUAAUAAAAAUGAAUGCUACCUAAGUGUUAACAAUUGGUUUAAAUUUGAAAGUGAUUUUGGAGCGACGAAAUGGACGAGAUCUCGGUGGUAAUUCAGGAUAGAAGCAAUUUCACUGACAGCACAUGGUGGUUACAACUUCUGGAACCCGAUGGAGCGCCGCCAAUACCUCUAGACAGUACCGAAGGUGGACUGUGGUCGGGGAAUUUCGUGCCGCCGCCACCGAGACCCGUCUAUUUAGAGGAAGGUGUCAGUACCGACGGCUUAACCACUUGCGACCUAUGCUCUUGGGCUUGGAAAAACACCAGAAGUCUUGCAACCGACAAUAUAACGUUAGAAUUACAGGUGCCGCAACAAAAGUGGAAUGGGUCGUUACGUUAGUCGUAGUUUCUUUAAUAUCUGCGGUUGUUGGAGCAGCUGUAAUGGUUACAGUGUUGUAUUGUCGAAGAAUUAAAAAUACAGUCGCAAACGAUGAUGGCAGCGGAGUUCAAAGGCCCCCCAUAGCAACACCAGACGACAAAGUGAUAUCACUUACACAUUCAAAUUUAAACAGCCAAUCAAAAGGAAUAUGGUCUUGUAUAUUUAGAAACGUCACAAGUACAACACAAUUAGACGCACCUCCGGCUUCAUCCACCGAAAACCACUACACUCACAUGGAUGAAGCGUAUAAUUCGACAGACGAAGCGCUUUACGCCGAACUGGACCGAUACAGCACCAACAGCCCUGCCUACCAAAAUACAGGUUACACAGAUCCGGACGUUCCGUCGUCCAGUGCACCGAGCAGCGCUUAUUAUUCCGAUCUCUCUGUAAACACAGUGAACGAUCGUACUUACGAAAUUGUCGGAUUGGCUACCACAACCGACUGGGAAAUAAAUGACCCACAACGGAAAUCGGCGGUAAAACUUAGUUCUAUAAGUGAAACCGUUACUGUUCCUUCAGAUUAUGUGUAAAUUUGUUAUUUGUUAUAAAAAUUG
This is a messenger RNA of Photinus pyralis (common eastern firefly), 1165 nucleotides long. RefSeq lists its product as uncharacterized. NCBI's taxonomy places the organism in Eukaryota, Metazoa, Arthropoda, Insecta, Coleoptera, Lampyridae. The record is from RefSeq and is a predicted model, not a curated record. The transcript is spliced from 5 exons. Bases 317 to 1141 code for a protein of 274 amino acids.